Molecule: messenger RNA, 1227 nt
Organism: Aspergillus pseudotamarii
Lineage: Eukaryota; Fungi; Ascomycota; Eurotiomycetes; Eurotiales; Aspergillaceae
Product: ubiquitin-conjugating enzyme E2
Exons: 6
Coding region: 1-1227 (408 amino acids)
Source: RefSeq, a predicted model, not a curated record
AUGUCCACGCUCUCAUUCUUGGACCGCCAGAGACUCCUUACCAGUUCGGUUUCUUCGAGGUUCUUUGCGAUCAAAUUUGGAAAGGACUAUCCCGCAAAGCCUCCUAGUGUCCGAGCUUUAACUACAAAUAAAGGACGUUGCCGGUUCAACCCUAAUAUCUAUGCUUCAGGCAAAGUUUGCUUGUCAAUUCUGGGCACUUGGCACGGGGAACCUGGAGAGGAGUGGUCAUCUGCACAAGGCCUGGAGUCUAUCUUGAUCUCCAUUCAGAGUCUGCUGUCUAACAACCCAUAUGAGAAUGAACCAGGGUACGAUAAGACCCACACAGCAGAGGAUAACGAAUCAAAGAUUCGCCAUGAGAACCUCCGAAUUGCAGUCAUUGAGCCUUUGGAGUCAUCACUGGGAAUCCUGCCAUAUGGAAGUACAAGCACGAUUGCAGACCGAGCAUCUGAGGGCGAUGGCGAUGACGAAGAUGAUCAAACGCUGAGCCAAAAUGACAAACCUCUUGUUGAUCGAUUCGCAGACCUUCGCAAAAGACGAUUCUUAUGGUAUUUCAAUUCCUACAUCCAAACGAUUGAGGCCGCGGACUCGGAUAUCUCUCGAACGCGCAAAUUCCAGAGAAUGCCUUUCGAAAGCCAGGGCAAUACUAUGGAUGGCCACUUCGAUUACCCUGAAUUAAGGCGGCGGGUAGUUCUACUCAGGGAAAAAAUCAUUUGUGAGACGCACAACUGGUUGUCUGAGGGACUUGGUGUCAAGAAACAAGAGCUGAGUAUCGCAUCAAAUCUGCAGCGCCAGUAUGAACAGAUUGUUGAGGAUCUCAAGCGUCAGAAAAACUUCGCCGUUGAUCUUGAGCUUGUUGACACAAAUCCUUUCCUUUGGGCAUUUACCUACUUUGGUAGGCCAAUGAGCCAUUUGGACGGUGGUAUCUUCAGGUUUAAGAUCUACAUCAGCCCAAUUUUUCCAGAAGAACAGCCUCGUGUCUUUGUGGAGACGCCCGUAUUCCAUAUUCGCGUAUCCCGAGAAGGAGUCCUAUGCUAUUCCCCACGUAAAACAGAUGAAAUGCGUUAUCAUAUCGAAGCGAUUGUGGCGGCACUCGAAGAAGAAUCCCCGCCAUAUGAUCCACGGACUACAGUUAACCCUGAGGCAACUAAGCUUUUCUGGGGCAGUCCGGAAGAUCGCAAGAGAUAUAACAGGGCAUUGCGCCGAUCUGUUGAGAAAAGCGCCGAGUGA